Molecule: messenger RNA, 312 nt
Organism: Diutina rugosa
Lineage: Eukaryota; Fungi; Ascomycota; Pichiomycetes; Serinales; Debaryomycetaceae
Exons: 1
Coding region: 1-312 (103 amino acids)
Source: RefSeq, a predicted model, not a curated record
AUGCAAUUCAAGACUGUCGCUGUUCUCACUGUUGCCUCUUUGGCUAUCGCUGCCCCCUCGGCUGUUGCUGAUGACGCCGCCAACGGCGCCGUUUACGGCGGCCAAGGUGGUGUCCAAGGUGGUGCCCAAGGCCAAGGUGGUGUCCAAGGUGGCGUCCAAGGUGGCUCUCAAGGCGGCUCUGGCACCACCGUUGUGCAAGAAGAACAAGGUGGCCAACAACAAGGUCCCGCUCUCAACAACCCCUUGGGUCCCGCUGGUGCUAUUGCCGCUGCCAUCUGGGGUUGCUUCACCGGUUGGUUGGGCACCGCUUAA